Messenger RNA from Manihot esculenta (cassava), 660 nucleotides. RefSeq lists its product as uncharacterized. The coding region runs from base 1 to 660 and encodes 219 amino acids. Lineage: Eukaryota; Viridiplantae; Streptophyta; Magnoliopsida; Malpighiales; Euphorbiaceae. The record is from RefSeq and is a predicted model, not a curated record. The transcript has a single exon.
AUGAAAAACCAUAGCCAAUUGGAUGAAAAUUUCAUUUGUUCAUUCAUCUUUGCAUUAAUUGAACAACAACCCGAUAUAAAAAUUGCAGCCCUACAAGCUAAAGUGCGGGAUAAAUUUGGGUACGAGUCGUCUUAUCAAAAAAUAUGGAAAGCAAAGCAGAAGGCAAUUGCAAGGCUUUAUGGGGGUUGGGAUGAAUCAUACAGUCGUUUGCAUAGAUUCAUGACUGCUCUUCAUCAUUUUAACCCAGAAACAAUAUACAUGAUUGGAGAUAAUCCACAUUGGAUAAAUGAGCAAUUAAAUCCGAUGUAUCGUGUAUUUAACCGUAUGUUUUGGGCUUUUAAACAAUCGAUUGAGGGAUUUAAACAUUGCCGACCUGUAAUCUCAAUCGAUGGGACAUUCCUAUAUGGAAAACACAUUGGGUGUAUACUGUGUGCAACCACACUCAAUGGAAAUAAUCAACUAUUUUCAUUAGCUUUUGCCAUUGUUGAUAAGGAGGAUGGUGAUAAUUGGUCGUGGUUUAUGGAUUGCUUAAGGAUUUUUGUGACCAAUCGAGAAGAUUUGUGUGUAAUUUCUUAUCGUCAUGCUAGAAUUCUAAAGGUGAUGCAGAAAGAUUGGUGGCAACCUCCAACUGGUCAUCAUACUGCAUCAGACAUGUUUUGA